Messenger RNA from Acanthosepion pharaonis, 912 nucleotides. The record is from the annotation of a GenBank genome assembly. Lineage: Eukaryota; Metazoa; Mollusca; Cephalopoda; Sepiida; Sepiidae.
AUGGAAGCCAGCGGCGGGCCCCUGGUGUCGGAAAGUUCGAAUGAGACACCGAAAGGCAAGAACAAAUUUCAACGGGCACUUAGUCACUUCGAAUUCGACAAUCCCGAAUUGGAGAGGCUGUAUAAAAAAUACGUGUACAAACUUCAACAAGCUACCAUCGGCUACAUGCUCGCCGUGUUCAUCUUGUUAACUUCAUGCCUUGCCGUAUUGAACUUUUUCUAUCUCUUCCACCCGACUGUUCGAAGUAUCUACCUGUGUGUACAGUGCUUGUUUUUCAUAACUGUCUUCGUGUUCAUCAACACUCGCUACAUGGAGGAGGCGUACUUCAUGCCGUUAUGUUACCUUCUCCUUUUUUUUCUUACCAUCUUUGCCACGAUGUCAUUUCCUAUACCCUUUGGUGAUUUGCCACCUAUCGACAAACGGCUCAACGAUAUGGACACCGAAAUGACGGACUCUCACGUGGCACACGCUACAGAUGACACUCUCAACAAAAAUAUGGCCCCCUAUUCAGAAUCGUUACUUUCUUCAAUUGAUUUCUCAUCUUUUACCAUCUCGGAUUUAAAUCCUGAACUCGGUGUGGUUACAGCGUUACCGUACACGAACGGAGAAACGACCAGAGUAAGAGGCCUGAAAGACACCCGUUUGAUCAUAGGUAAUGGCUAUUAUCCGGAUACAAAGUAUUUGUCGCUACCCGUACAAGGUGUGUGGGAAGUGGCGUUCGUCAUCUUCAUGGUUUAUACCCUUAUGCCGUUGCAGAGAUUAAUAUCCGUGUUGUUAGGGAUUCUAUUACCAAUUGGACAUCUAAUCACGGCAGCUCUGCUCAGUUCGGGAACUACCGGAAGUGACAGCAUACAGCUAUCACUAUGGAGACAGGUAAUGCACCUCUUUGUCAUUCUUAUUCAACUUACGUGA